ACACCUUUCUCAUCUUCUCCAUUUCUUUCGUUACUCCACUGCGAUUUGCGACACCCUAAUCUCUCGUCUUUACACUGAUAAAAUUCAACUAGGGACCAUUGAGAUUUGAUACAAUGGCAGAGGAAGAACAUCAACUUGAGAUGAAGGAAGAGGUGAAAGAUGAAGCGACCAAUCUUGCACCUUUUGAUCCGUCGAAAAAGAAGAAGAAAAAGAAGGUUGUCAUUCAAGACCCAGCUGAUGAUUCCAUGGAACAGUUAGCUGAGAAAACUGAGAGCUUAUCUGUUUCUGAUGGCCUUGAACCCACUUUUACUGGUUUGAAAAAGAAGAAGAAGAAACAGUUGCAGACAGAUCUCCUGGAUGACGACAAAGAAAAUGGCGGCGAAGAUAUAGAUUAUCCUAUUGAAGAAGACGAGGAAGGAGAAGGAAUCGUCUUGCAACAACAAAAACUUCCAUGGGAAGGUACUGAUCGCGACUACAAGUAUGAGGAGCUUUUAGGCCGAGUCUUCCAUAUUCUCCGUGAAAAUAACCCAGAGCUUGCUGGAGAUAGGCGGCGAACAGUUAUGAGACCGCCACAAGUUCUUCGUGAAGGAACAAAGAAGACUGUCUUUGUGAAUUUCAUGGACCUCUGCAAAUCGAUGCAUAGGCAGCCAGAGCAUGCUAUGACCUUCUUGCUAGCUGAAUUGGGUACAAGUGGAUCUCUUGAUGGACAGCAAAGACUGGUGGUGAAGGGAAGGUUUGCACCAAAAAAUUUCGAAGGAAUUCUACGGCGAUAUGUCAAUGAGUACGUCAUUUGCAAUGGUUGCAAGAGCCCAGAAACAAUUCUUUCAAAAGAGAAUCGUCUUUUCUUCCUUAGAUGCGAGAAGUGUGGUUCAGGUCGAUCUGUUGCUCAAAUCAAGGCUGGGUUUGUGGCUCGUGUGGGCCGUAGAAAGGCUGGAACAUAAGUUUUGUGCAGUAUAUGUUCUUAUCUCCAACCGUAUUAUUUUCCGCUUCCGCUCGACUGAAAUGAGUUUUUGGAUUUUGAAGAGAAAUUGAUAAAAUUUAUGUUAGAGAGGUUCUGUUAGUGGGGUGUUUUUUGAUGGUACUGAAAUUUGAAAGCACCUGUGUUGCUACAAGAUGAUGAUAUUGAUUUUUUUGUGCCUCCCUCUAUUAAUACAUCACAUUGCAUGGUUUUUUAA
Cynara cardunculus var. scolymus (artichoke) is the source of this 1175-nucleotide messenger RNA. RefSeq names its product eukaryotic translation initiation factor 2 subunit beta-like. Gene Ontology annotation, cellular component: eukaryotic translation initiation factor 2 complex. Gene Ontology annotation, biological process: formation of cytoplasmic translation initiation complex; translational initiation; formation of translation preinitiation complex. Bases 114 to 941 code for a protein of 275 amino acids. The transcript has 10 exons. The record is from RefSeq and is a predicted model, not a curated record. Gene Ontology annotation, molecular function: mRNA binding; translation initiation factor activity; translation initiation factor binding. Lineage: Eukaryota; Viridiplantae; Streptophyta; Magnoliopsida; Asterales; Asteraceae.